Molecule: messenger RNA, 4201 nt
Organism: Sceloporus undulatus (fence lizard)
Lineage: Eukaryota; Metazoa; Chordata; Lepidosauria; Squamata; Phrynosomatidae
Product: armadillo repeat-containing protein 12-like
Exons: 7
Coding region: 985-2301 (438 amino acids)
Cellular component (GO): nucleus
Source: RefSeq, a predicted model, not a curated record
UUCCAUUUCCUCUAGCCAGUAACCAUUGUUACCUGAGCAUGUUCAGACGUCGGUGGGCUGUUGUUGUUUUUAAAUCUUUUCCCUUUUAGGUUCCCCCACCCCCAUUAAGAUGUAAUUUGUUUUACUUCUGCAAGCGUUGGGAUUUCCUUGAGGCAGCUGGUACAUCCCUGCACAGAUUGUGCCAGUUUGGCUAAAAAAGGAACAGCCAGUGAUGCAGUUAGAGAUGAAUCUCAGGACCAAAGUCCAGGUCCCAACAGAACAAGACUCUCCCCAAAAUAACCAUCCUGAGACUGGCAGGUGAUGAAGGCAGUGGCAAACAGAACUGGGCUGACCAUAGUCAACAAAACAUCUUUUCUAUUUAAACUAAAUAAAUAAAUGUUUGGGCAGAAAGGGGAAAAUGGCCAGACGUGAAUAUGGUUAUAGAUGCUAUAACUUUACAAAUAUAUUAUCCUUUUCUACAACAAAAUGAAGUUUAUUCCCAAGUGAUCUGCUUAGAAUCAGGGAAGAAGAUGCAAACUCCAUUUUAUUCUUGCAAUCAAGAGGGUUACGUAACUGGGUUUAAAGUGUGAAAAUGUUUUGAGGGGGAGUAUUUUUUUAAAAUAGUUGGGAAAUCAUGGAAUGUUUGCUUUGUUUUUCUUCUUUUGCUCUAAUAUAUUGGGAAUGUAUAACAAGUUGUAAAGCAUGGAAUAUGAAGGUCUGAGGGGGCGGGGGGAGUAAUCCAAGAUCCAGGUAACUUGAAAGAUUGUAUUGCCCCACAUGACUCUGCUCAUGUUUUGAGAUCUUUUGGGGAGGGUCUUCUCUUUUUAUCACCACCUUCACAGAUGGGAACAUGGGAGAGAGGACCUCUUCGGUAGCUGCCCACAGGCUCUGAGACUCCUUUUCCAGACAGCCAGACUGGCAUCCUCCUUGCUAUCUUUCCACAAGCAGGUGGGAGACCUGCCUGUGGCCAGAGCUCAUCCAGAUAACCUGGACGUUCCAGGGAAUAUGAAGAAAUACAAUGAGCUGCUAACUAUAAAAAAUGUGGUAAUGGCAACUACAGGAGCUACAGCCAUCUAUCUGGUAUCCAAGAGUCUCCUAGCAAUGUUCCAAAGUCCACCCUACAACCCGGAGCCAUUCAGCUUAGCUAGACUUUCUGUUGAGUACUACCCAAUUUCAUCUGCAAGAGUGAACGUUCCUGGAGAACUCAGGAGGCUCCUACAAGCCCUCACCGCAAACCUUGAUGAUGACUCCAAGAGAACAACACUUCAUAACAUCACUCAGUAUAUUUAUCUGAGGGAAUCAGAGGCCAAUUCCUGCACCAACGACGAUAUUAAACUGAUAGCAUCAUUCCUGGAUGAUGGAGAUAAAGCCACCAAAACAGAGGCACUGAAUGCCCUCAAAGCUUUCACUAUCAUCUGGAGGUUUAAAAUUAAAAUCCAGGAAUAUGUCCCCAAAAUUGCUGAGCUCGUAACAAGCAACUGGGACACCAAUCUGCAGGUGGCAGGAUUGAGGCUCCUGAAUGGACUGCAUAUACCAGAUAACACUCACUCGUUGCUGAGAAAUUUGCUACCACAUUUCUUCGAUAUUUUGCUCAUGGCAAAUACUUUGGCCAAGGUGCAGGUUCUCAGGUUUCUCAGCACAUUAGCCCAAGAGGAAGACCUGCUGUACGAUAUCAUGAACUGUCGGGCCCCUCCUGAAUUCCUGAGCCUUUUCCAGCCUUCUCUGCCUGGGAACCUACUUUGUGAGUUGCUAAUCUUUGUGGAGCGGCUUAGUGCCGGGCGCCUGUCACCCCAGUACCAGUCAGUGCAGUGGCAGUACAAUGACAACUCUCUUCAUGAAGUCAUCUUUGGGGACACCUCCCGUCUCUCUGACCGCUUGUUGGCUCUCAUCAUUCACCCAGAGGAAGAAGUGCAGGCCCAGGCCUGCAAAGUCAUCCUCAGCCUCCGGCUCAACAAGGAAGAGAGUCGUGUCAUAAGUGGACUCCCCUUUGGGGCCAACAUCAGUGUCCAUCCUCUGGAAUCAACAAGAGCUAGCCAGGCCGAUACCUCCAGCCUCAGCAACCACCCUCUUUUUUCCAGCAUCCACUCCGCUGAUAUCCAGGGGGAUGAUAGCCACAUCGGCAGUGCCCAUGAUGAGAGCAACCGCAGUUUUUACCCCCUUCAAGGCACAGAUGAAACUGGUCACAGCUUCUAUCCCCUUGAGAGAGCUGACCUCAGUUUCCACCCCAGUAUCCACACAAGUGGACGGGUCCUUGAGGAUGACUCCAGAGGCAGCUUUCAUCCAAUUGGUAACUUGGAUGACAUUAACAGUGACUGCAUUUAAGAACUCAGUUUAUAGCGAGGGAAAGAAAGGAAUAAUAAAGGAAUUGGAGAAGAGGUGACAGAACCACUUAUUGCUGGUCUCCAUGCCAGAAAAAGGUCUAAUUUCACCCAGCUGUGAAAGAGUUCAAAAUUUUUGAUUCUAUUUAAACAGGAAAGCCCUUGACCCAAAGAGCUUUAGAGUUCUGUUUCUUUCUCUAUUUCAUUGCGCACUGAUCUGCUACCUACUUACCAGUGCCAGAUUUAUCCACAGGCCAAGUACACCAUAGUUUAAACUCUCAGUUUAUGAUAGGCCUUUUAAUUUAAAAAUAAUGAAACCAAAAAGACCUCCCCACCACCAAUACCACUUGCUGAAAUAACAUUUUUGUCUAGUGCUGUUGGCCUCUUAAACUGGGCAUAGAGUCCUGCAGAGACAGGCAACAUUGCCAGUGGUGGGGGCCAAUUUUCAUUCCCACUGGUGGGAAUAGGCAUAUUUUUUACUAACUCAGAAGUGACAUGACAUCAGCUGGUUUGGGAAGCAUAGGGCAAAAUAAGCAAAACUACCACAUUUGAAGAUGGUUUUGUAAUUUUUUGCACAAUUUAGGUUUGUUUGUUUUUUUAAAAAAACACCCUUUUUAUUUUAGAGGUGCUAGGUGCUUUGGAGGUAUCUGUGGUAGAAUUCAAAGAUAUAGCCAUGUUAGUCUGUAGAAUCAGUACGUAGAGAGGUCUUGUAACACUUUUGAGACUUACUGAAAGAAAGAAGUUGGCAGCAUGAGCUUUCCUAGACUGCAUCUGAGGAAGCAGACUUUCCAUUUCAAAGAUGCUACACGAUCUCUCUACAUAUUGGCAUCUGAGGAGUGUGUUUUCCACAUUCCUAGAUAAAUUCUUAAACAUGGCAUAAUCUCUUGCUUAUGCUGAUCAUAUUCUCUUUGCUGUACAUGCAGAAUUUCCUCAGUUUGGUUGCUCGAAUUCAAAGUUGAGUCUAAACACUAAAAAGUUGUCUCAUUCAAAAUGUCUGUGAACCUGUAUGCAAAAUUGUCCCUCAAGGUGUGCCUGUGCCCAAAGGUCUUCAUGUUUAAGUUAGAAUGAGAAGACAGAAGACUACAGUGUAUCAAACAUGGUGACAUUUUCUGCAGCAGCAUCAAAUGUUUGUUGGGACAACUAGUAAGUAGGAAGGAUGUCCUCUUUUAUAUUCACACUCAGUGUGGUAGCAAAGAAGACAAAAAGCAUAACAUCAGAGUAAAUGGCUGUAAUAUGAACCAGGUAUAAGAAACCUGAUGCUUUCUAAUGCUUUUACCAUGUGUCAGUUGAAAAGCCUUUAUCUCAGACACAGGGUAGAAUAGUGGACGGUUAGAGAGGAGAAAGCACUAGUUUCCCUUCUUUUAUCUGUAGAUUCUCUUCUUAGCAAAGCUGAGAUAAGGGAACAGGCAGUCCAGACCAGCAUUUCCAAACGCAGUGACUCCUAGAUUUGUUGUACUACAAUGCUCACCAUACCCAAUAGCAAAACAUUCUGGAUGCAGGGUGAUAGAAAUUGUAGUUCAACACAUCUAGAAGGCACUUAAUUUGCUAUGGCUGGCCUAGAUAUUUAAAUAUACCAGAGCACUAGUUCAUAAUCCUCCCCCCCCCUCAAAAAAAAAUGGGACUAGGAAGUACAGACAGGCAGGCUGAGUGUAUGUAUAAGAAUGUAUUGAGAAAAUGAUAAGAAUGUGGAAUGUGCCUAUGUAAAGGUUCCCAGGAGGCCGAAUAAGGGGUAUGUUUGGAAGUAUUUCCAGCAUAAGCAAAUAGAUGGGUAGGAUUGGUGGAGGUGGGGGUAUGAUGAUAUCCUUGACUUUGUUUGGAAAACUCUGAAUGCAUAUUGGAAUACUUUUGGGUUGGAAACAAUAACAGCCACAAAACUGAUGGAACUAGCUGAGCUUAUGCAUCUU